CCAGACACUGGUUAUAAAGUCCACGCAGCCCGCGGGACUCAGCCUCGUCCGGGAUCUCAGAUGGAGGUGAUGGCACCGCGGGCGCUGCUCCUGCUGCUGGCGGCCGCCCUGGCCCUGGCCCAGACCGGCAUAGGCUCACACUCGCUGCGGUAUUUCGAAACCGCCUUGUCCCGGCCCGGCUUCGGGGAGUCCCGGUUCAUUAUCGUCGGCUACGUGGACGACACGCAGUUCAUGCGCUUCGACAGCGACGCGGAGAAUCCGAGGAUGGAGCCGCGGGCGCGGUGGAUGGAGCGGGAGGGGCCGGGGUAUUGGGAGCAGAACACACGGAUGGCGAAGAGACAAGAGCAAUGGUACCGAGUGAACCUGAGGACCGCGCUCCGCUACUACAACCAGAGCGAGGGCGGCUCGCACACCUUCCAGAGGAUGUACGGCUGUGACGUGGGGUCGGACGGAAGCCUCCUCCGCGGAUAUAAUCAGUUCGCCUACGACAGCCUCGAUUACAUCGCCCUGAACGAAGACCUGAAGACCUGGACAGCGGCGGACACAACAGGACGGAUGACACAGAGCAAGUGGGUUCAGGCUGGUGUUGCAGACUAUUACAGAGCCUACCUGGAGGGCGAGUGCGUGGAGUGGCUCCGCAGAUACCUGGAACUCGGGAAGGAGACGCUGAUGCGCUCAGAUCCCCCAAAGGCACAUGUGACCCUUCACCCCAGACCUGAAGGUGAUGUCACCCUGAGGUGCUGGGCCCUGGGCUUCUACCCUGCUGACAUCACCCUGACCUGGCAGUUGAAUGGGGAGGACCUGACCCAGGACAUGGAGCUUGUGGAGACCAGGCCUGCAGGGGAUGGAACCUUCCAGAAGUGGGCAUCUGUAGUGGUGCCUCCUGGGAAGGAGCAGAAUUACACAUGCCUUGUGGAACAUGAGGGGCUGCCUGAGCCCCUCACCUUGAGAUGGGCGCCUUCUCUAUCCACUGACUCCAACAUGGAAACCACUGUCAUUUAUGUCGUCCUUGGAGCCAUCUCUGCUCUGGCCAUUAUUGGAGCUCUGGUGCCUGUUGUGAGGAGGAGGAAGAGAAACACAGGUGGAAAAGGAGGAGUCUACGCCCCUGCUCCAGGUAGUACCCUGGGCAGUGACAGCUCCCAGAGCUCUGAUGUGUCUCUCCCAGAUUGUAAAGGUAACUCUGGGUCUGACUUGGGAGUGGCAAUGUGGACAUGAUUGGGUUUCAGGGACUCCCAGAAUCCCCUGUGAGUGGAGGGUUGUUGGGCUGUUGUCUUCACAGUGAUGGUUUGUGACUCUCGUUCUCUAGCAUGAAGACAGCUGCCUGGAGUGGACUGAGUGACAGACGAUGUGUUCAGGUCUCUCCUUUGUCAUCCAGAGCCCUCAGUUCUCUUUAGACACCAGUGUCUGAAGUUCCCUGUGAUUCUAUGGCUUCAGUGUGAAGAACUGUGGAGCCCAGCCUGCCCUGCACUUCAGGACCCUGCCCUGCACUGCCUGUGUUCCCUUCCCCAGCCAAACUUCAUGGUCCAGCCUGGGAGAGAGAGAGAGAGAGAGAGAGAGAGAGAGAGAGAGAGAGAGAGAGAGAGAUCUGUAUCUUGGGAGCUCCAUGGUGCCCUGAGCUGCAGCUCCUCACUUCCACACUGAGAAUAAGACUCUGAGUGUGAACUUGAUUGUUCACAUCCUUGACCCAAGUGUAGAUGGCUUUUCAAUUACUGGAUGGAAUACUUAGACGUUUUUUGUUCUGGAGUCUUGUUUUAUUUUGUUGAUAAAAAUAAUUGGCAGAUGGAGAAGCUUCCAGAA
This is a messenger RNA of Rattus norvegicus (Norway rat), 1797 nucleotides long. The record is from RefSeq and is a predicted model, not a curated record. Lineage: Eukaryota; Metazoa; Chordata; Mammalia; Rodentia; Muridae.